Messenger RNA from Xenopus tropicalis (tropical clawed frog), 2469 nucleotides. Its product is annotated as gastrula zinc finger protein XlCGF26.1-like. The record is from RefSeq and is a predicted model, not a curated record. Bases 520 to 2394 code for a protein of 624 amino acids. Gene Ontology annotation, cellular component: nucleus. The transcript has 3 exons. Lineage: Eukaryota; Metazoa; Chordata; Amphibia; Anura; Pipidae.
GAGAAAAGGCCCAACUCACACACAGACAGUGGGACAUUCAUGUUAAACAGGUGCCUGAGGGAGUGAGGCUGCACCUUUAUUGUGUUACAUAGUUUCCCCCCAGGGGGCAAAUUAAGGCUCCACCCUCUCGUUAUCCCAUGCUAAUUACCUGCCUUUGAUAAACAUGUGACUAUGCUAAUGAAGGGCGUUAGAGUACAGGAACCCAUCAGCCUUCCUUUCCAUAUUGUGGGAGGAACCUUUUCCCCCAAACAAAGGCCCCGCCCAUAGGGGGUGGGAUCCAAAAUGGGCUAAAAAGCUGCGGGAAUGAGAGCUGAGUUAGUUUGGGGAAGAGACGUGUGGGUACAGGGUACAGGGGCUCUGCAGGCUAAUGAGGAGACUCUGCCCAAGGACAGAAGCUCCACUUCUCUGAUUCUUUGGAUAAAGACAAGAGGCCAUUAGACCGUGCAACUUCUCCAACACCAGGAAAUCCACACAUUGGAGAGAAAAAUCUGUAUCCGACUGAGAAAAAGCUUUAGUGCAAUGAGCAUUCCCAACUCCCAGAUGGAACUUCCCUCAGUGGCACAACAUGAAUGCCCAGAAUGUGGGAAAAGAUUCUCAGAAAAAAACAAACUUAUUAUUCAUUUCAGAGUCCACACUGGGGAGAAACCAUUCAUGUGCACGGAAUGUGGGAAAAGUUUCAGGCGAAAGCAACACCUUACAAAACACCAAUUAAUUCACACGGGGGAGAAACCAUUCAUGUGCACGGAAUGUGGGAAAAGUUUCUGGCGAAAGCAACACCUUACAGAACACCAAUUAAUUCACACAGGGGAGAAACCACUCAUAUGCACGGAAUGUGGGAAAAGUUUCAGGCAAAAGCAAAACCUUACAGAUCACCAGAGACUUCAUACAGGGGAGAAACCCUAUGCAUGUACAGAAUGUGAUAAACAAUUCAAUAAAAGGAGUAGCCUUCUCAGCCACCAGAGGGUUCAUACAGGGGUAAAACCAUUUGUGUGCAUGGAAUGUGGGAAAAGCUUCUCCGACAAGAGCUCCUUUCAGAGACACCAGAGAAUUCACACAGGGGAGAAACCAUUUUCCUGCACAGAAUGUGGGAAAUGUUUCACCAGAAAGAGCCAGCUUAGCAGUCAUUACAUGGUUCACACAGGGGAGAAACCAUUUUCUUGCACAGAAUGUGGGAAAUGUUUCACCACAAAGACCAAGCUUAGCAGUCAUUACAAGGUUCACACAGGGGAGAAACCCUUUGCUUGCACAGAAUGUGGGAAACAUUUUACCACAAAGAGCCAGCUUAGCAGCCAUUACAAGGUUCACACAGGGGAGAAACCCUUUGCUUGUGCAGAUUGUGGGAAAAGUUUUGCUUUAAAGGGAACCCUUACUAGACACCAGAGAGUCCACACUGGGGAGAAACCAUUCAUGUGCACAGAAUGUGGGAAAAGUUUCAGGCAAAAGCAACACCUUACAGAACACCAAUCUAUUCACACGGGGGAGAAACCAUUCAUGUGCACAGAAUGUGGGAAAUGUUUUGGGCGAAAGCAAUGCCUUACAGAACACCAAUUAAUUCACACAGGAGAGAAACCAUUCAUGUGCAUGGAAUGUGGGAAAAGUUUCAGGAAAAAGCGACAACUUUCAGAACACCAAUUUAUUCACACGAGGGAGAAACCAUUCAUCUGCAUAGAAUGUGGGAAAACUUUCAGGCAAAAGCAAAUCCUAACAGAUCACCAGAGACUUCAUACAGGGGAGAAACCCUAUGCAUGUACAGAAUGUGAUAAACAAUUCAAUAUAAAGAGUAACCUUCUCAGGCACCAGAGGAUUCAUACUGGGGUGAAACCAUUUGUUUGCAUGGAAUGUGGGAAAAGCUUCUCCGACAAGAGCUCCUUUCAAAAGCACAAGAGAAUUCACACAGGGGAGAAACCAUUUUCUUACACAGAAUGUGGGAAACAUUUCACCACAAAGAGCCAGCUUAGCAGCUAUUACAAGGUUCACACAGGGGAGAAACCAUUUUCUUGCACAGAAUGUGGGAAAUGUUUCACUACAAAGAGCAAGCUUAGCAGCCAUUACAAGAUUCACACAAGGGAGAAACCCUUUGCUUGUGCAGAUUGUGAGAAAAGCUUCAUUUUAAAGCGAAACCUUACCAGACACCAGGGAAUUCAUGUGCGAGAGAAACUUUUAUGUGUAGGGAAUUCGGGAAACCUUAUACUGCAAAGUCCAAAUAGCAACACCGUCAUCCUCACAGGGGAGAAACCAUUCACUUGCACAGAAUGGGGUUUCCCCAAUAGAAGGUUUCAUCUCCUCCCCCAGAACAUUCAUACAGGGGAAGAGAUACAGUCACUGAUUUCUCCUCCAUAUUCUCCCAUUCCAACAUUGCCUAUUGGCCAUUGGAGCUGCCAAUCAUAUCUGUAGGUACCAACCCACACACUAUGGGGUUAUUUGUAUGUAAAAUAUAUUCCUCAAUAAAUGUAAUGCAAUAUUUCAGUU